Linum tenue is the source of this 216-nucleotide messenger RNA. The record is from the annotation of a GenBank genome assembly. NCBI's taxonomy places the organism in Eukaryota, Viridiplantae, Streptophyta, Magnoliopsida, Malpighiales, Linaceae.
GAAGCUACUUCGAUCACGUACAAGAAGUUGGAGAUUCGGCCAAGUGUUUUGACAGUUUCAGGUAACCCACUUUGGGAGCUCGGUUUGCUCAAUUGGUUAAAUGAAAAUGGUGUUUUAGGUGCUCUUUUUGAAGCUGGGAUGUUUGUCUACACAACGGGAGGCUUGAGAGCUCGAAGGGAAGUCAGGAAGUUCAUUGUUCGAGCUGUUCAAAAGUGU